UCUAGUGCUGUGUUUGUGUGGUUGUCGAUAGACGUUUGGGAGUUGUGAAGCAAUCCGUGGGUUAUUCCCAGAUUGUGAAGGUGUCAUUAGAUUGGAAGAGUCAUUCAGAGUUGAAUAUGCCAUUAGGAAGGUCCAUGAAAACCAAGUGGGACAGAAAUUAAAUGGUGGACAUCACCUUCUGGUAUAUGCUGAUGUAAUCUAUUGGGACAUAGUAUAAAUACCAUAAAGAGAAGCAAAAUCUCCAACUGACACUAGUAAGAAGGAUGAUCACACAGUAGACAGAGAAAAAUAAACUCGUCAGGAUGGGAAAGUCGUCUCUUGGGAAACGCAAGACAUCUGUUCUUCCUAUUCGACUGUCAUCUUUAGGAAACAUGGAAAUUCCUGAAGGAGGCAACACUCAACGAGGUCGAAGUUCUGUAAAGAAAUCACUUAUACCAAGAUCAUCAAGGAACAGAACACGAUCAUCCUCUCCAGGCAAGGAUGCUGUCAAACAUGCCUCAUCUGCAACUUCCUUGAAGCGUAGCCGGAGUAAUACAAAUCUGCAAUACUUAGGAAUAGGAACCCCCAUGACUCCAAUGUACUUGUUUGGCGGUAUUCCUGGAACUGCUCAGUCAUCUAGAAGUUCCACAUUUGGUUCAGGUGUCUGUGGACAAUCUUCCAAGCCAGUAUUAAAAGACCGAAGGCCCUUAUCUGACAAACAGUUCCAAAAUGCAGCACUGCAGAAGAUCCAGAGUUACUUCCAUCAGGUGCCUAACAUGGAGUUGAGGCUGAGCAUUUUAAAAGCCUUAAAUACACGUUCCCUAACACUAAAAUUGUUUGUGGAGAUGGUGUCUCAUUUGCUGUUACAUUUCUUCAGAAAGAAUAUUAUAAAUAUGAGUAACUAUGCAGAUGAAAUACCCCACCUGGCUAAGAGGCUUGGAUAUCCAGGCAGUGUCAAGAAAUCCUGGCUAAUUACAGCAAACUCAUCUCACUCAUGGCCAAAUGUCAUUGGUUUUCUCUCCUGGCUGGUAGAUUUGGUUGGAAGUUGCAGCUACGAGAAGCUCAGAACAAUAAUGUUCGCUCCUGAAGAUGGUGAAGACAUACCUGAAAACAUUCUUGAUGCACAGACAAUGUUCUCCUACUAUAUCAAGUGUCAUGACCUCUUUAACAAGGGGGCAAGUCAGGAAAAUAUGGCCACUGAAGACAGUCAGCUAAUCCAGGAGAUGGUGAAGAAACUUAGUAUCAGUGAUAAAGAUUUUGAAUGCAUUACAAAGGAAAUUGAAAACAUGAAAGGACAACUGGAGGAUCCAGAAGAAGUAGCUGCGCAAAGAGAAAUGAGAGAAUUAGAAACCAUAGCUGCAAGUUUACAGAAUGAUGUAAAGAAACAACAGGAUUGUGUUCAGAAAAAGGAUGCUUAUAGGAACGAAUUACAGGACAAUAUUGCAAAGCUGUCAUCUAACAAUGACAUGCUGAAAGCACACACUGAGAAAGUACGUGCAGACAUUUUGAGAAUGUUGCAUAUUGUGGAUAGUCAGAGCAUAACUGUUGAGGACAAGAAACAAAUUGAAACUGAGUGCAGACAGCUGGAGGAAACCAUACAGAUGAACCAGGCUUGCUGUGAUGCCUGGUCAAAGACCAUGUAUGCGGAUGAUCUGAAGAUAGCAAAAGUGAAAAAUGAGUUGAAAAGCAGGUGUAUUGCAUAUAACACUUCCAUCAUGGAAUACAGUAAUGCUCUUUCAGGUUUAGACUGCUUCAAAAUGCAGAUGACCUUUCUGCACAGAGAUGCUGAUCUCUUCAUGCAGAAAAUCAUUAAUCAGAUGGAGAGCUUUAGGACAGACUUGAAGACGAAGUUGAAUGAAAUGGAAGCUCAGUUAGAGGAACAGGAAGAAUCAGCCACAGAAAUGAAUGAAUGCAAGUUUGCAGCUACUGAAGAGUACAAGAAUUAUAUGCGAAUUGUAGAGGAUUUGAAGACAGAGAUGAUUAACAUGAAGGAGAAAGUGAAGCAGGAAGAACAAAUACUGAAGUGCAACCUGAAGAAGGGGCAGGAAGAGUGUGCAAGACUUGUUACGAUGAUUCCAUUGAUUCAAGAAGAAGAAAAGAAAUGGGAAGAUGGGAAAGAGAAAGUUAGAUUGGUUGAAGCUCAUAUUUUGGAUGCCGGUGAACGAGCCAAGACCUUCUUUGUGGAGUAUGAUGCCAUGUACGAGGAUGUCAUUCAAAAGUUGAAAGAUCAAAUGAGCCGUCUCAUAGAAACUUUGGAACAUGAACCCAGUGAAUGAGCAAAUACAGUUACAAAGGUUUUUUGGCAGUGACUAUGAAGAAUAUUAUAUUCUGGAAUGUGACACCCAGUGAUCUGAUAGAAGUAUGCUGAGGCAUCAGCAGGAAACUUGUGCUGGUAGAUAGCAUACUUCAAAGUUUGAACAUUAUGUCCCCUCCUCCCCCUUUGUGGGUUCUACUUUUUGACAUCAUAUUGUAAUGUGUCAUUGCUUCUUGAUAAUUCUUUUGAACACUCACCUGAAUGUUUAGUCAAAUUACUUCUUAUAAAGAUAUUCUGCUGAAUUCACCAAUGUGAUGUAUACAUUAAGAUGUUAUCUCUUUCUGGAAACUUGGUAGAUAUUUCACAGACUGGUGAAUUUCUGUUCAAUAUAUUUUAUAUUAUUAAUCCCUUAUCACUUAAAAUAACUCAUGUGAAUGGUAUAUUAUAUUAAAACAAGAAGUUCUGGAAAGAAUUCGAUGGUUUAAUCCAUGUGGUGAGAGUAGCAGGAACUGUAAAUUAGUAAUUUCAAAUUGUAAUGAUCCAUUUCUGUGCAUAAGUCCAUCUGCUCUAUAAAUCAUACCUUGUGUAACAAUAAUACAGAAGAGAAGUCGUGCGUGAUGUAUGUUGAAAAAUAGAAUCUAGUAACAGUUUGCAUUAGUAACUGACAUGGUGUGCCCUUGUUCCCAUAGCAGCUGGAGUAUAGUACAGAAUCUGUGUUAAAUUUAGCAGCUGUAACCUCAAGUUUCACACAGUCAGCAUAUUUAUAAUUAUUAACCAUUCAGUGCUGUCCUCAGUGUGGCGUACGAUUUCUUAGUGCCUCACAUGCUGACGGCCUCUGUACUCUGUACUUACCUGUGUAGCGGUUCUUUAAAUUCGCUGUCCCACUGGGAGUUUUGUAGAUAUCACAAUCCCAUCACUUUAUGCUCAAAGGAAGGACAUGAUGCUUUCAGCUCAUGUACAAUUAUACAUUGAUCUCUAAUUUUUAAUGCCUCUUGAUGCUACUGAGAUAUAGAUAACUUUUCUGAAAAGUAUACCUUGUGAGUUUUUUGUGCAGUGCAGUACGUAGUUUCUUCUGUAGUUUAGUCAUUACACUAAGAGUUCUGAAGUGUUAUGACUUCCUUAGUCAUGUGUAAUGUAAAUGCAUAUGGGAGACACCUGUUAUAAAAUUCAGGGUGAAUGUAAAUUAUUGUAGGGGUUUCUGUGGCUUGUAAUUUUCAAACCAGAAGCAACAGAAUAAAACUACUUAAAGUGUAACAGAAAAGCUUAAUUACCUGUAGAAUCAAUACUGCAGAAUGUACAUCAGAUGUCCAAGCGAUAUUCAAUUUCCCUCAAAGUGUUCUCCAAUAUUUGCAGUGUCAUGGUUUCGAUUGCAGCAACAAUUCUGAGCUUCAGUUCAUUGAGAGAGGUCACAAGGGUUUUGUAAACAAUGUCCUUAAC
Molecule: messenger RNA, 3670 nt
Organism: Cryptotermes secundus
Lineage: Eukaryota; Metazoa; Arthropoda; Insecta; Blattodea; Kalotermitidae
Gene: Ndc80
Product: kinetochore protein NDC80 homolog
Exons: 9
Coding region: 303-2255 (650 amino acids)
Biological process (GO): attachment of mitotic spindle microtubules to kinetochore
Cellular component (GO): Ndc80 complex
Source: RefSeq, a predicted model, not a curated record